ACUUUUGCACUAUAGUCCACAAGGCAAAUGGCGGCACACAUGAAGAGAUAUUUAUUUAAUAAACUAUCGAGGAUUUUGUUAAAUGUUGCUUUUGAUAAGCAAUCUCUAGGAUCGAAAACUAGUUAUCGGAUCAAUUUCAACCAAUUUAACCCUUCAAAAUAUUCUUCCUUGUUUGUAAACAACUUUCAGAAAAACUCAGUUCGGAAGUGCAGUACAAAUAGAAAUGAAAAUAAGAGAAUUGAUUUAAAAUUGAUGGAUUUUGAAGAAAGAAUAUGGCCUCAUCCACUAAAAGUUUUUCGUAACAAAUUCUUUGGUUUCCUCAUUCGAGGAUAUUUUGACCAUGAUUUUUCAAGUCAAGAAUUUUUAAAAGGUGCUGAACAGGUUGGAUGCAAAUUUUCCUCACUUUAAAAUUUAAUUUCUAGUUAUUUUACUAAUUGAUUGAAUAAUUAUUAAGGCAAUGAUAGUCGUUUCGAAUUUAAUAUCAUCUGGAAAUUUUAAAACUCUAUCGGAGAAGAAAUAUACGAUAAAAUCUAUAAUACCAGAAAUACAGAAGAACUAUAACCUGUUGACACAAUCUCAAAGGCACUUUAUUGCCGUCAAUGCAGAGGAUAUCUUCUUGCAGUUUAUUUAUGAAAUUGGUAUGAUUUUUGAUGACGCUACAAAGGAGCGCUAUGUUGAAAUAACUGCAGCUUUUCAAGGAUUGCAUGGCCUUGCGGAUUCGCAAAGACAAUCUGAAGAAGAUCUUUCAUUUCAAGAAUAUAUGGCUGAAUCCGGUGAAAAGCUUUAUGUUACCAAUUAUAGAUUCAUUAGAGAAUAUACCAAAGGAAAGGACGACGUAUGGGUUAUAAAUCGAUUAAACCAUUUCAGUCCUAAAGAAAUUGUAAGCAAAACUGGUAUUUUUGAUCGUUAGUUUUAAAUUACUAAUAUUUGUAUCUUCAUAAGAUGCGAUUGAAAAGUUUAUUUUAAUAAGACGAUUAAAUCUUAGAAUGAAAGACAAUAAAAUAUAAUAUCAAUAAUAAGACUUUCUAUUUUCAAGUUAAAUUUGCUGAUUUCAAUACGACGAAAAUAAGAAAACCAGGCCUUUAACUAGAAUUUAAAGGGCUAAAUUUUUUUUUGGGGCUUAAUAAGAAAAUAAUUUAUUUUCAAAAAUGCGCUACAAAUUGUCUUUUUUUUAGUUUUUCAAACAAAAAACAGGUUAUCAUACUAAAAAAAUUUAGCAUUGAUGGCAAUUUUUAUGAGUACACAAAAUAAAACACAUAUAAAUAAUAUAUG
Messenger RNA from Dimorphilus gyrociliatus, 1272 nucleotides. Lineage: Eukaryota; Metazoa; Annelida; Polychaeta; Dinophilidae. The record is from the annotation of a GenBank genome assembly.